UUGGGUUCCGCGCCGGCGAGUGCUCCUUGGGGCCCCCAUCCCAUGUCUUUCUGCCCCCCACGCUGUCGCCCCCGUGAGCCCCCGCCUACCCCCACCCUGUCUGCCGUGCCGGCGUCUCGGGCUCCCGGACGCCCAUUCCGCUGCUCCGGGGAUUGUCCUCUCCCCAGGCCUCUGGCCUCCGGGGCCCAUCCUCGCGUCUCCCGCACCUGCCUCCCUCUGCUCCCGCCGCCACCGGAGGCCCUGCGGCCUCUCGCCCCACGUGCGCCUCCGCCGCGGGGAGCGACGUGCCGGCUCUCCCGCCUGCCUGCCUGCCGGCCGGCCCGCCCGCCGCCGCAGCCUCGUCUUCGCUGCCAGGCCCUGCGAAGCGGUCGCCGCGCUCGCCGUGGGGCCAGGAGCGAGCCCUGGCUCUCUGUGUUGCUAACGGGAUGGCAUCUGGCGCCGCGACCCCGCUGCGGCUCGGUAUCUUAUUACCUCUCUGGAGUUUUGUUUGAUUUACUUUACAGCAGGUAGAAGAGACUUGUAGAAUAAUUCAUUUCAGUUCUACAAACAUCUGUUAAGCACCUUUGUGCUAUGCAUGUGCCAGAUGAUCCAG
Messenger RNA from Microcebus murinus (gray mouse lemur), 592 nucleotides. Lineage: Eukaryota; Metazoa; Chordata; Mammalia; Primates; Cheirogaleidae. The record is from RefSeq and is a predicted model, not a curated record.